UCAUCAAUUUUUAUCAUAUCCUUCAUUCGCCUACCUUUGCCGUGCUCGAGCUUUCUCGAAACAGCCCAAAGCGGAUCCCUGCACGAGCCGCCGAUGACGCUGAUGCUGUGACCGGCUUUGUGGACCAGCCACCUUUCCCCAUAACUUGCAGGCGAGCCAAUCACGACAGCAGAUCGCCCAUUGCUCGCAGUUCUCCGAUCCACAGCUUGACCUCACAUCGCGCACGGUUUCCUGACCUUCCACUCUUACACCAACCUUUUCACCCACAGCGCACUCUCCUCCACCGCACGCGCAUCGUUCCCAUCGCUACGCGCCCCAGCUCCAGCUUUACGCGACUUAAUUGAGCUUAAAGUCACUUCGCGACCCUUAAGUCCGGUUUGCGGAGAUUGAACGUCAUUCCACCACUCCCGGCUCAUCAAGCAACUACAAGCGCAAUGGCUGACACCCAAAUUCAAGAGGGUGACAAAGUCUCCUGGCAAUGGGGCUCAGGACAACCCGGUGGUGAGGUUGCCGAGGUCAAAACACAGGGCGAAAUCGCCAUCGAGUCCAAGAAAGGCAAUACCAUCAAGAAGAACGCCGACCCCGAAAACCCCGCGGUACACAUCGAGCGACCUGGCAACGAUGUCGUCAAGCGCGCUUCUGAGCUUGAAGUCGAGGAGAAGGCCAAUGGCAACUCCGAGCAGACCAACGGCGAUUCCAAGUCCGAGGGGAAGCAACCAGAGCCUGGAAAGGCCGACAAAGAAUCCGAGUCCGACAACAAGGCGGAUGAGGAGGCGGCUGAGCCAGAAAAGAAAGACGUGGAGAUGAAGGACGCUCCUGCAGAUGAUGGCGGGGCAAAUAAGCAGGCCGAUCAGGAAGACUCCGAGAAGCAGAACGGUGCCGCUGAAGAUGCCGAGGCCUCCAAGGGUGACGCAGACAAGGAAGAGCCCAAGGAGGAGGCUCAGGAAGAGAAGUCUGCCUCCAAGAAUGAGAAGGCCGAAGAAGAUCUGCAGACUGGCGACAAACGUAAAGCUGAAGAAUCAGCUGCCGAGACAAACGGUGCCGAGGGCGACGAAGAGCAUGCAUCGAAGAAGGCCAAGGCCGACGAGGAGAAGACCGAGGACAAGAAGAAGCCAGGUCGUCCCAAGGGAGACGCCAAGAAAGAGAAGAAGGAGCCUGCGAAGAAGAAGGAGCCAAAGAAGGCCGCUACUGCUGAUGGCCAGCCCAGGCGUUCAGGUAGGAACAGGUCUUGAGUUCUGGCCCUGGCCUUGGCCUGGUGACGACGUGAGACGCAGGAAGCUCCGACACUUAUGUCAAGUCUUCAGUUUCGUCCAAUGAACUAUGCUUAAUCACAUUUCCUUUUUGGGUUUCCAGGUCUCGCGUGGGGAGGUAGUGGUGAAAACUCUGAGGGCAUAUUUGGCGGAAAAGGCGGCGCAUGGAUGCUAUUACUAUGAGCUUCGUCGAUUUAGUCUUUCGUUCGCAAGGACCUCUUCGGAGGUCCGUCUCUGAAUUGUAAACUAGCUGUCUGCAUUUCCUUGAGCUCGUCUCAAAAGCUUUCACGUUACAAGUCGCCAACAGAAAAAGUAAAAACUGUAUUA
Paraphaeosphaeria sporulosa is the source of this 1577-nucleotide messenger RNA. RefSeq lists its product as uncharacterized. The transcript is spliced from 2 exons. NCBI's taxonomy places the organism in Eukaryota, Fungi, Ascomycota, Dothideomycetes, Pleosporales, Didymosphaeriaceae. The coding region runs from base 435 to 1232 and encodes 265 amino acids. The record is from RefSeq and is a predicted model, not a curated record.